AGCCUCAAAAACUCCCAGUAGCCCUCCUCCUCCUCCUCCCUUCUUCUUCCUCCUCCCUCAAGAAUCCCUCCUCCCUCUCUCCUUUCUCAUUCAAACGCUGCAACUCCUGUUGUGUCAGUUUUAUCUCUUUCCUUUUCCUCCUCCUCCUCCACCACCACCACCAAGCACCACCACUAGGCAGAAGAGAAAUCAGUAGCAGGUGGUGGAGAUGGUGCCACAGAACUAUUUCCCUAUUUCUUCAGCCUUGAGAAGACUUGAAUUAUUACAUGUGGAGAUAUACAUAGACUAGCUUCUUUGAAUGCAAGUUAAAUCAACUGGAAAGAACUGGAAAGGAGCACAAAGAAUUCUUCACUUUCCAUGGGAAUGUUUUUAUAAAUAGUUUGUAUUGUGUGUGGCUAGCUGCCUUUACAGAUGAGCAAAAACAUUCAACAGACUUCUCUUGAAAGAGCAGUCUGCUGUCAAACAUCCACAAGCAAACAAGUGGAAAACCAUUGAAGUGGCCUUAUUUCCAACAUAAAAAACUUCCGUCAUUCAUGUUGAUAUCAACAAAGGAAAUAUGCCUACUCAACCUCUCUUAGCAUAUAUGGAUGGACCAGAUGGAAUAGCCAGUACUGUUGGUUCGCGUAUGGAAAACAAUGAUGCCACUAUGCCAAUAAAAGGGGCAAACACAAUCUCCUAUAAGAACUUGCAAGACAAAUUCUUAAUGCAAGGUGAAGGAUGCAUGCCUUUGGAUUGCAUGUUUUGUGAUCAGAUUUUCAAGCAUCCAGAAGACCUUGGUAAGCACAUCUUAACACAGCACCGGCCAACACUUUGUGAACCUGCCGUUCUGCGUGUAGAAGCAGAAUAUUUGAGCCAUGUUGAUAAAGGACAAGUGAAGACGAACUUGCCAUCUUCAAAUAUCAGUGAAAACAGUAGCCAGGAUUUCAGUUGUGUGGUUUGUGGCCAGACCUUUGAUGAGGGUUUUGAUGUUGAGGCCCACAUAAGGAAGCAUAAGGACUCUUUUACUUACUGGUGCAAUGUGUGUGGAAGGAGAUUUAAAGAGCCUUGGUUUCUCAAAAAUCAUAUGAGAACACAUACUGGGAAACCUGGCUCUAGAAGCAAGACCCCACAAGGGUCCGAGAGUCCCAUAACAAUAAAUGAGGUGGUGCAGGACCAAGUAACCGAGAACAUUACAUCACCUUAUAAAAUCUGCAUGGUUUGUGGCUUCCUAUUUCAGAAUAAGCAAAGUCUGAUUGAGCACAGUAAAGUACACACCAAAGAUUCAGUUGCCAAUGCUGAAGACACUCAGAACAACAGAAGUGACAAAGGAAAUACAUCACCCAGAGAAGAGUUUUUGCAAUUUCUAAACCUAAAACCACGUUUGCCUCCAAGCAGCAGCAAACAAGAAAAGCCUGUGAAAUGGAUAGCAGAAUUAGAUCCAUUCAGUACAUACCAGGCAUGGCAACUGGCUACGAAAGGAAAAAUUGCUGUUGGCCAUGGGCAAAUAAAAGAACCAGGGCAAGAGGGAAGUACAGACAACGAUGAUUCAUCUUCUGAUAAAGAAGAGCUUGGGGAAAUUUGGAAUCCAAGCAAAGUGAGUCAAACUGAAAGCACAGGAAAGACCAAGGCAAGCAAAAAUGGAAAUUAUGCAGGGUUCGGUAGUGGGGCACAAAACAAAUUGAAAUAUCCCUGUCGUGAAGUGCCUUCUAUGGAGAUAGACUCUAAGUUGUCCCAGAACAAAGAUAAGCCCACACUUUGUUCAGAGUGUGGCAAAGCCUUUCGAACAUACCACCAGCUAGUCCUUCACUCAAGAGUCCAUAAGAAAGACCGAAAGAAUAGCCUAGAAGCCAGUUCUUUGGAAGCAAAGCAGCCAAGUACAAGUCUUCCAGACAGUGGGACAGUGGAUGAGAAUGGAGCAAGAGAACAGGUGGAGGGGGGCUCUGAAGAUGGUUCCGAGGAUGGACUGGAGACCUUAGAUAAAAAUGAAGAUGGCACGGAAAGAGCAAAAGUUAAAAACCUCGGGGCUUCAAGAGAAUGCAGCUAUUGCGGGAAGUGUUUCCGUUCCAAUUAUUACCUCAAUAUUCAUCUCAGAACUCACACAGGUGAAAAACCAUAUAAAUGUGAAUUUUGUGAGUAUGCAGCAGCCCAGAAAACAUCUUUGCGAUAUCAUUUGGAGAGACAUCACAAGGAUAAGCAUGGAGAAGCUCUAGCCGAUGGGAAAAAUGACAGCAAAGGGUUGUUACCUUCUCGGGAGAUGGGCUUCUUACCAGGGAGCAGGCGUGCUCCAGAAACCAAAAAUCUGAAAAGACUCCUCCAAGGUGCCAAAGACUCCAAAGAAGGCCCGCCAGUAAAACAGAAGAAGGCAAUGCUCUCCGCCUUUCAGAGUGCACUGAAAAAUAUAACUCAGGAUACAAACAAAGGUACAGAGUGUGAUGGUUCAAAUGCAGGCUCGUCACUUCCUUCCCUUGAAAACAUAAAAUUGGAAAAAAAUGCAGUGGAACUUCAAACAAACAAUAUUGUUGAUAGGACUGAGAAAAGGAUUUCUGUGUCACCAGAAACCAUGCUUUAUAUCAAUGCUUUAAAAGGAAAAACAAAUAUGCCGCUUCUAAGUGAUAUAACAGAUGAUUCAAAAGGCAGACUGAUAAUUCAAGAGAAUCCCUUAAAUUUAUCUACAGGCUCUUCUCAGGAUGUUCUAGUAACCUCUGUUUCCCGAGGCACCUUAUCAACCAUUACCUGCCCCUUUUGUACUUAUCGGACAUUAUAUCCAGAGGUUCUAGUAAUGCACCGCCGACUGAUGCAUAAACCCCCCAAUAACCCCAAUACUGUUAAUAAAAGCCUCAGAAAUAGGGCCAUUGUUAAAGGCAGACGUACUGGAUGCCCACCAUGUCUUUUGGGUAAGGAUGUGACCCCAUUGCCUCUUAAUUCUGGAAAAACCAAGACUUCUCUGCUUACCCAUUCGAAAACCCCAUAUGUGGAGAAGGUUAAACAGUGUCCUGUGCUACAGAGUAAAACAUCCAUUUUUUCAGGGCUGAAUUCCAGCGGCUCGGCACCAAAAUCGUGCAAACCACAAAUGAUUGGAAUUCACAUGAAUAAUUCUAGACAAAAGCAUGAAAUGCAUCUUACUCCUAGUAACACUCCAAUACAGGACAGAGGGAAAAAGCUGGAUCCUAAAACAAGAUUUUUGGCUUCUCAGUUAGGUGUAGCAAGUAGCAACAUCAGUGGCUCCCUUGAGACUUCGUUGAAUGAAGCUGCUUGGACAAGCAAUCAAGAAACAGAGUUUGUCAGUAACAGACCUGCUGGGAAUGCAAACUUGGAAUUUGAUGGACAGACUUCCAAAAGAAUGAGGCCUAAUCUCUUGACUUUGGAGCAGAUUGACUCUUUUCUCUGUCGGAGAGGGAAUGAUGCUGGCAGAUUUCAUAGUACAGGCAGAUAUGCAGGCCUACUAUCUCAGGAAUGUUCACACACCGAGUCCGUCACUCCUUUUCUUCCAGCCAAACAAGGGCUCAGGACCUCUGAAGUAGAUGGUGUAAAUCCAGUGACUAUUCUAAAGCCUUACGAAACCUAUGGUCCUGGGCCAUUUUACGCUUCCUGUGGAUCGAGCAGUGGCCAAUUCCCAGGCUCUUCAAAAGAAGGAAAAAGGCCAGUGUCAUAUCAACAUUUGUCUAGCACCAUACUACAAAAGCGAAGUCAUGAGAGCUUUCUGGACAAUGCACAUAAUCGACUAAAUAAUAAGCGAACAUGAUUGACUGCAGUGAAUGGUAUGAGGAUGCAAAUUUUGAAUUCCCUUGCAAUUCGUCUCUUGAGAAUAAUGGAUGAUGAAAGCUACCAAAUUAAGCUGUGAUUGCCUAUGUAUAGAGAAAAAAAACACACACUACAGUUUUGUUAUGGAAGGUCUAAUUUGUGUUUGUACAGUGUGGACACAAUCAACAUUAUCCAAAACAGGGUUGUGAAGAAUUGGUAAAGGGGUUCAUCAGGUCCUGAUCUUCAGUAAUAUUUUUUCUUAGAAUGAGGAGAGACCAAAUAUUCAUAAUAAAAUAUAUAUUUUACAUUCAGUGCUGCUGAAAAGAAAUCUCACUUCUGAAAAUGUGUGUGUGUGUGUGUAAUCCUUACGCCUCAGGUAAAUGUGUUGGAAGAUUUUGGUAUAAGGAAAGGUGUUUGUCAAAUUCUCCUUUGUGCUUUAAACUAUGUACAUUUUUUAAAGUUUCCAAAUGAACAGUGUACUUUUAUACUCAUCUUGUGCACAAUUUAAAAUAUUCUCAGAGUAAGGUAGGAAUAUGAACAAACAGAGACCAUAGUCUGUUUAAAUAAGACGUUCUUCUGUUAAGAAGGAGAGAGAUUUUGCAGAGCCCUUGAUAUACAGUCACAGUUACUUCCCUAUAGUGGAAGUAUAAGAUUUCUAGCAGAAUGGUUUUUGACUUUCAACUAUUGCUCAGUUAUUAUAGUUCAGUUAUUCAUCCAUUUCUAUAUACUAGUUUUUGGCUCAACAUACACAUCACAACUAUGUGCUUAUACACACACACAUGUUUUGCACAUAUCCCCAAAGCACACAAAACUCAUUCCCUUUAAGAUUGAUACAACUCACAAUUAUUCCAAGUAGAAAUAAUGCUUUUAUGUUUAAAUGACAUAGCUCUUUGUGUAACAUCUAAGCAGAGGCUGGAAGCUGUUUCCAUCCUAGAAACCAGAAUUGUCCCUCGGCUGAUUUGGCAAACCCUUACUUCCACACUAGACUGCUCUGGCCUUUUUUUCUUUCAAAUGCCCAUUUGCAUUCCCACCAAGCAAGGAGAACUACCAUGUUUCUCUCUGCUUUGCAAAGGGUCCUUUCUCAUGGCCCUUGCUAUCAUUUAUAAAGUGAGGGCAUGCAAAGGAAAUUACACCCACCUUCCAAGUUGGAGGGUGAGUGGGGAAGGGGAGGAAUCGACCCGAAAUAACAGCAGGGUUUCCCCACAUGCUGCUUGUCUGUCUAGCCGUGAGUGAGUCAUCUUUCAUUCUAUAUCUCUCCCCAAGUCAGAGUACAAACUUGAGACGUAUAAGGAUAUAUCCAACUUUGGCAGGAGGUUCUGUGCCCACCUCUUAAUGAGAGAUUCAGCAGUACAACUCUUUUCAGGGUUGUAUUUUGAACAACAUUUUGACAUUCCCAUUUUGAAGUCAUCGCCUACCCUUUAUGGUUUGCCUGACACUAUUUUUGCCAAAACCAUUAUGGGUUGUAUCCUAUGUGCAUAGUCGAGCUAGAAGUUGAUUUGAUACAUUUAUCCAAAAAAAGUUGUUCUGAUGAAUUUAAAUAAUUUAUCCACUGUGCCUGAUUAAAUAUUGAAUAAGAUAACUUUAUUACAAGCCAAGGAGUUGUUCAUAUUCAUGAUGAAUGUUCCAAACAUCUUGUUAAACAACAGCUUAUUAUUAUUUUUAAUUUGCGAUUGACAUGUAGACAUUUCCAGGACUAAAAAUGGUUUCCCAAAUAUGUUUUGCACUCUUGAAUGUGUUUUGUUUCUAAUGUAAAACAAAGAAGAACAUUCCCUUUACUCUGAUAUGCAACUUGGAGAUGUUUUAAGUAUUUUUUGUUACUUCCUGUGUAUUAAGGAAAAUGUAAUUUUGAUGUCUCUGUAAAACUGGCAAUGUAACAAAGUGCUGUGUAUCAGGAAAUUAUACACAAUAGUUUUCCUGUUCAUAAGCUGAGCCAUAUGUACAUAAAAUCUAGAUUUUCACCCUAGUUUAGCACUUUUAUAACCUAUUUUUAAAGAUGAAUACACUUUGAAGAUGUUUAAUCUAUUUUCCGGAUUCGCCAAUGAGUCUUAUAGAAUAUGUACUAUUGCUUGCCUGUUUGUUUCUUUUCUGAGUGCUCCUUUUUUUUAACUGAUUGUAAGGAAAUAGGGAUGACCAGAGCUAUACUCAAUAACAGUUAUCAGAACAAUCCCGUAUAUUUUGGUGGUGUAGUCUUUUUGAGGUUUCCCAACUUUCUUCUCCAUAUUGUAAUACACGCUAUAGUUUCCACAUCUAAUUCUGAAAUGCCUUUUGCUACCUUUUGUAGCAUGGGAUCCAUUAUUACAAUAAACAUAUUUUUGCCAUAUAGAAGUAAUGUUGGAAGCACUGGAUCACACAUUUCCUUCUGCAUAUGUCAAUGUGUAUUUUGCAAAGAGGUAGGACAUUACCAGGAAAAGGAGCCAUGUGACCCACAUUUUCUGAUGUUAUGGCACAUGAUGAAGAAAUCCCUACAUUGUGAAGGUAUCAUGAAAGGGGUUUUUAACUGCAGCCGUAAGGCACAGUCCACCAACAACACCAUGCAUAUCCUGUUAUAACAAAAAAAUAAUGCAGCGGUGCUUUAUAGAUUGCAGUUCUGAUCUCUGAAGUAGAUUUUGCCCAUCAGUAUUAACUAUGGGAUACUACUGUGUUCAUUUGGUUAUUGUCAAUAACAGAGUAUACUGGUACAAAAUGUUCAUUUAUAUUUAUUUCCUUCCACCUUGAUUUAUUUUAAUUGUGAAACCCUUAUGUUCUUGAGCUAUGGACACCACAGAAGUCAUUUUAAUUUAUGCUGUAUUUUCAGUUUAGUGGUUUAUGUUAUAUAUGGAUGUAAAUACAGACUUUGUGGAGGUUUUUACAAAUGCUCCUCUUGUCUUUAUUUUGUACUCUGAACACAUUUAUAUGUACUUGACAGGCAGGAUUUUGAUUUGGCAUUAUGAUUUGAGGGUGCUAGUGUAAUUUUACUCUGAAUGUAUUUAUAAAUAAAAACUUUUGAGGGAUCAAAA
Messenger RNA from Anolis carolinensis (green anole), 6716 nucleotides. It is a transcript of the gene znf217, whose product is annotated as zinc finger protein 217. NCBI's taxonomy places the organism in Eukaryota, Metazoa, Chordata, Lepidosauria, Squamata, Anolidae. Gene Ontology annotation, molecular function: DNA-binding transcription factor activity, RNA polymerase II-specific; RNA polymerase II cis-regulatory region sequence-specific DNA binding. Gene Ontology annotation, biological process: regulation of DNA-templated transcription. Gene Ontology annotation, cellular component: nucleus. The transcript is spliced from 6 exons. Bases 557 to 3721 code for a protein of 1054 amino acids. The record is from RefSeq and is a predicted model, not a curated record.